CAAGGUAUGCUUUUUAUAACAGGUGACCCAGAUGACAGGUCUUUGAGAGCAUUGGAAGAUCACCUGAUCACAAAGAGAAUGAGGGAGGAGUCCAAAAACAUGUGUCCAGAAGAAGAUAAAGUAUUUGGUGACUGUUUACGGGAAGGAGGAUUUUUCUGGGCAAUCAGGUGCCGACCUGCUAAUCAAGAGCUGAAGAAAUGUCAGUUUAAAUGGUUCAAUAGUGAAGAGUUUCGGAAAAAAAUCACAGAACAGUAUCUGGAUGAUCGUGCGGAGUUCCGACGGACUGGUAUUACACAAAAAUACGUAGAACACGAGAGAAAAAAAGAGAAAGAGUUCCAGGAGUGGUUGAAACAUAAACAGGAACACAGUGAAACCCAUGCAUCCUGAUCUGUGUGAUUGUUUAAACUUAUAGACUGUGAUUUGAUUUUCAACAGAUUUGAAAAAAAAAUUGUUGAUUGUACAGUAAGCUGUCAUUUGGGAAAUCAGUGCCUGGCUAGGUAUUUCAAAAUAUAAGGAUGACAUUUGUUUCAAAACAGUUUCACUAACAUUAAAGUGCUAUAUUGAAUAAUUCAAGAAAAUGCCAGUCCUUGUUGGUGAAGUAUAUACCCAUUCACUAACAAUAAACCACACAGUCACGAAAUAAAACUCACUGACUUUUGGUUUACAAGUUCCUAGAGAUCUAAGGUGUUCAGUUUGGUGUUUGGAUAGCAGAUUUCUGGUUUUGAUUAUUCUGUACAAUGUUUUUAAACAUCUUUGAAUGAAUGGAAUUUUUAUAAGGAGGCAACCAGUUACUGUCAUGAAAAUUCUACGUCAGUGGACAUCCUGAAGGGAACUGCAUAAGAUGAACAUUAUAAUCAAGUCAACGGAUCUGGUCAAACCUAGCUGUAUCUACGUGUGUCAAGGAUUUCUUUUUUUUGCAUUCAAAAUGCCAGCUGAUGACUAUUAAGUACUUAGUCAUUGCUCAGAUUUACACAGUUAAUUAAAACAAAGUUUAUCAUUGAAUUUACAGUUACUGUUUUGAGGAAGGAUGCAAAUCUGAGUGAUACAUGUAUUAAAGACCGGCCUUUUUUUCAUAAAUUUGGGAAUGCCACCGACACCGGUGGAAUUGGGAAAAUGCUCUCGGAAUUUGUCUUAAUUGGGACAAUUUGCAAAUUACCAAAAUCUACAUAAAUGUAUUUUUGUGUGAAAUAUUAAUAAAUUGCAUUUCAGUAAUUGUUCAA
This is a messenger RNA of Mercenaria mercenaria, 1220 nucleotides long. Its product is annotated as COX assembly mitochondrial protein homolog. The record is from RefSeq and is a predicted model, not a curated record. The transcript is spliced from 3 exons. NCBI's taxonomy places the organism in Eukaryota, Metazoa, Mollusca, Bivalvia, Venerida, Veneridae. Bases 7 to 387 code for a protein of 126 amino acids.